Messenger RNA from Spirodela intermedia, 1633 nucleotides. NCBI's taxonomy places the organism in Eukaryota, Viridiplantae, Streptophyta, Magnoliopsida, Alismatales, Araceae. The record is from the annotation of a GenBank genome assembly.
AUGCACCUAGAUGAUUGGUAGAAGUUAAAAUCUCACAAAUGCCAAAAUUAUGGUUUUUUUCUAUUUUAACUUUGUGAUUUUCCUAGAAAGAGCCAUUUGUUAAAGCUUCAUUUAUGUGUUUUAAUUAGUUUUAUUAUUUGAUUUUAUUUUUUUAACUUGUAGAAUAAAUAUAGGAUAUAUUGUUAAUUUUAAUUGUCUGAAGUUAAAAUACUUAGCAUAUUUUUUUAUUAUUAAAAUAUAAAAAAUUCUUCUGCCUACUAACAAAUCGGCACUCGGCAGCUGACCUGAAGGGGGGACAAUAGUUUAGCAAGUAGACACAGACCAGGGGGAGCCACAAGCUGGGCUCGAGUGGCAAAGGCCUCGCUCCGCGCACGUGUGUGCCACUUCCCUUCCACGUCUUGGUGGCCAACCGGUUGUGGGGCAAGGAGUGCCUAUACAAAUGUGCGCGUGCGAGGGCGGACCACCUUAUUGCCUUCUCCCAAGAUGAUCUUGGGCAUUAUUUUCUUUCAGGAGAAGGGAUCUCUAAUGAGAGAGAAAUUUUGAUUUAUAUUCAGCUUAAAUGAUGGCAAACUUCUGAUGUGGGACUAACCAUUUUCGUCUAUUUCAGCACAACCAUAUAAAGCACGAUGUAAUCUAGUGGUAUUCAAUGAGCCACGUCAUCAAUUAGCCCAAUCAUGCGGCUGGUGAAUCACCACGAUACUAGAUGCGUAAAGCGAACCAUCGACAGUUUACGAAAUUCAACGCUGCUCAGCAUGCAUGUGACCUUAAAAGAUGAUCUGACGACUAUGGAGGCACCAUAGUACUGAGAACUUAAGUUCUCGAUCGGUAGCAGUUCACAGCAAGUUGAUCCUAUGUCGCUCAGCAUGCCGUGUACCAAGCUCAUCUAAUCUAGCGGCUCUUGAAGCACCAUGAUACGGGGAACUUAAGUUCUCGCACAUAUCACUGUCAAAGAUAUAAAGAUAAUAAUUGAUUAUUGUCUAAUAAAAUAGAUAUUAUUGAUUAUUUUUAAAAUCCCGAUGGUAGUCACGAAUACGGCAAUCCGUUCUUCCCUCCUUUUGCGCGAUCGACAUCUUUGAUGAUCGACAAGCUUCUUCUUCCUCCCCUAACUGCACUCAAGGCCUUCGAUGAGUGGUUAGCUCUUCCCUUCUCCCCCACAACGACAGUGACAGCAUGGUCGACCCCUCUUUCAGUGGAUCUUUCUGACAAGCAGCGCAGCACUUUUAAAGGAUACUUCUGCAACUUCUGACGUGGUGUGACAUAUCCAGACGAAACCAAGACACCACACUGGUGUCUCCAGUUGUCCAAGAGGAAGACUAAACUUGGGCAACAAUUUAUUUCCUAUUUUCAGUAUUUAUUUACCUACUUUUGUCAUUUAUUCAUAUUUUACGGCAAGUUCUUUCCAUUUCAUGCACAUUUCGAUUGAAAUGAGUAGAACUAAUUCAAAACUUGAUGAAUGAUCUUCAUUCUUUUUUUGAAUCCUCUAAGACUUAUCUAAGAUUAAGCUAAGAUCAUUUCCAAUUGAUUUUUUAUUGAUUUUUGCAGUCGAAUCUCAACAUAUUCAUGUUCUCGGUGUUUUACAAAUAAUAAGUAUUUUUCUAUUUUUGAAUACGAAAUCACCAAGAUUAAAGGUUGA